AUGAGGAUUGAGGAGACUCAGGAGAGGCCGAGGGCGAGGGGUGAGAGCUUGAGAGUGGAGGCUCGAGAGCCGUGUCGUACUGGCGUGAAGAAGACACCAAGUUUGGAUGCUCGACUGGCUGACAUAUGCAUCGGCACCUCCGCUGCUCCAACUUACCUUCCUGCCUUUCACUUCAAGAACUGCGACACCGAUGGAAAUGCCCGCACAUUCAAUCUUAUCGAUGGUGGUGUUGCUGCAAAUAAUCCGGCUUUAGUGGCAAUGAGCCAAGUAACGAAGCAAGUGUUCGAUGAAAAUCCAUAUUUCUUCCCAAUUAAGCCAAUGGACUAUGGUAGGUUUCUGGUGAUAUCCAUAGGGACGGGGUGCCCCAAGAUCCAGCAGAAGUAUGAUGCGAAGAUGGCAGCCAAGUGGGGGACGCUGGGGUGGCUGCUUCACGGCGGCUCCACCCCUUUAGUGGAUGUCUUCACCCAGGCCAGCGCCGACAUGGUUGAUUUCCACAUAUCCGUCCUCUUCCAAGCCCUUCAUUCCGAAAACAACUACCUCCGAAUUCAAGAGGACGCACUCACCGGGAAAGACGCAUCCGUCGAUGUUGCCACAAAGGAGAGCUUGAAGAAGCUUGUAAAGAUUGGGGAGAGGCUAUUAAAGAAGCCAAUGUCAUGGGUUAAUUUGGAGACCGGCUUGUCCGAGCCAGUUGAAAAUGGUGGCACCAAUGAGGAGGCUCUCAAAAGAUUUGCAAAACUACUUUCCGAAGAAAGGAGACUUCAGAUGACAAAGUCACAACAACCUAACAAAUGCGCUAAAUAA
Messenger RNA from Malania oleifera, 801 nucleotides. Its product is annotated as patatin-like protein 2. Gene Ontology annotation, biological process: lipid metabolic process. Gene Ontology annotation, molecular function: glycerophospholipase activity; monoacylglycerol lipase activity. The record is from RefSeq and is a predicted model, not a curated record. The transcript is spliced from 5 exons. Bases 1 to 801 code for a protein of 266 amino acids. Lineage: Eukaryota; Viridiplantae; Streptophyta; Magnoliopsida; Santalales; Ximeniaceae.